Molecule: messenger RNA, 834 nt
Organism: Hydractinia symbiolongicarpus
Lineage: Eukaryota; Metazoa; Cnidaria; Hydrozoa; Anthoathecata; Hydractiniidae
Exons: 4
Coding region: 1-834 (277 amino acids)
Biological process (GO): telomere maintenance; DNA repair
Molecular function (GO): DNA helicase activity
Source: RefSeq, a predicted model, not a curated record
AUGAGGAGAAUUAAUGAAUCACAAGCUAAACAGGUUGCUCUUGCUGCAGUAGAGCAGACUUUUCAGCAGUUUGGAGGUACUGGCAAAACCUUUACUUACAACUACAUUAUUAAGGAGAUCAUUGCUAGAAACAUGUCUGUUGCAAUUUGUGUUUGGACUGGCAUAGCAGCUACUUUACUACAAGAUCGUGGUAUUUUCAGACAAACUUUUCCCAUAGUAAAGCGUGCUCGACCAGCACAAGUAGUUGAGGUUUGUCUUAAAAGUUCUGUUAUAUGGCGCACUCUCCAGAUCUUUCAUCUCCGCACCAACAAGAGCGCAGGGCUACAAGAGGAAGCUUUUGCAAAUUGGUUGCUUGAAUUAGGCGAUGGAAGGUUGCCUGUAAAGCGCGAUGAUACACUGCAACGCUGCAUUGAAAUGCCUCUUGAGUGUGUCCUUCAACGCAAUGAGGACCACAUUCAAGCUAUUUUUGAUGAUGCUGCAGCAGCUGAUUUUAGGCGUCGUGUUAUUUUGACACCAACAAAUGAUGAAGCUCUAGAAAUUAAUGACCUCAUUUUAGAAACACUUCCCGGGGAAAUGCUAACUCAUUUUUCCAUUGAUUCAUUUGUUUUAGACAACCCUAAAGACAUUCCUAAAAAAUGGAUUGUGAAAUGGCACAAGAUUAGUUGUUUGCCACAUGUUCUUAAUUGUGAAGUUCUUACUGGGAUUGCUGCAAGUUGUCGCGUACUGAUUCCACGCAUUGCACUUGCUCCCAAUGACACUAACUUGAAACUUCAAGUUAAACGUGUUCAGUUUCCAUUACGUCUUUCGUACGCCUUGACUAUAAACAAAAAUUAA